This is a messenger RNA of Humulus lupulus (European hop), 2796 nucleotides long. RefSeq lists its product as uncharacterized. The transcript is spliced from 8 exons. The record is from RefSeq and is a predicted model, not a curated record. Gene Ontology annotation, molecular function: nucleic acid binding. Lineage: Eukaryota; Viridiplantae; Streptophyta; Magnoliopsida; Rosales; Cannabaceae. Bases 195 to 2621 code for a protein of 808 amino acids.
AGUGGCAUCAUCACGAUCGUCCAUAGCAUCAACUAGACGCAGCACGAUCUUGACGGUCGUGAUUCAACCUCUCCCACUGUGCGAUCGAGAUCAGACUACUCAUCAGAGCUCCCAAGCUUCAACAGAGGACCCUCUCAUCUUCUCCACGAACUCAUCGAUUCUAGGCUCUGUUGCUGACGAGAACGAAAGAAGCCAUGGCUGGAGGAAGAGGAAGAGGAAGAGGAAAAGGAGGAGGGAGAGGAAGAGGAAGACCCAACAAUAGUGGCAGCAAGAGCAGCGGUGGUGGCGGAAGAAGAAGAGGAGGAGGAGGAUCAGAAGCUUUGUUCAUUGAUGGAGGUUUCUUAUCUGAUUGGUCCUUUACUCCAUCCCCUUCUCGAGGGAAAAAUCCCAGUUCCAGUAACAAAUCUGGGUCCAAAUCUGAAAGCUUGAAUCGAGCAAAAUCAGCUUCUGGAUCAAAAACUGGGUCUCGAUUGUCUGGGGGGAACACUAUUGGAUUCCAAUAUCCUUCGGUUGAUUUUAAGGAGAGUUCACAGCUAGACUCACGUUUUGAGAGCAAUAAUGAAGAUAGUAAUUUGGACGAUUCACUCACCUUUGCUUUAGUUGAUUCCAAGGAGUCCCAGAUAUUUGCUUAUGUAGACCAGACACCAUCUUUAAAGUCCCAAGAUGUAGCUUUUACUUAUGAUUACAGUUCAGGUUUUACCUUAGGUGACUGCUCUCAUAGGGGAUUGGGGUACUCUGAUGAACUUGAGGAAACCCCAAGUGGUGAUGAAGCUUCCUUAACACAAAAUGAAGAGAAAGAAAACCCACUUUUCAACUCCUUGCCCUCUGAGCAGGAUAUGGAUGCAGAGGAGAGAAACAGUGAUGAAAUAGGUGUUGCGAAGCAUGAAGAAUCACUAGCAGUGAUGUCAACUCCUAAGAAAAACUCUGGGUUUUUGUCCAUUGGAGGUGUGAAACUAUACACUCAAGAUAUAUCUGACGAGGAAAGUGAUGAAGAUGAAGGCGGGGAAUCAGUUGAUGAAGGAAGUUCAGGGUCUUCUGAGACAGGAUCAUCCGAAAGUGAUGGCUCUGAAGGCACAUCUGACAGUGGUUCAGAUGUUGACGAUGAUGUUGUAGAAGAUUAUUUAGAAGGAAUUGGUGGCCCGGAAAAUAUUUUAAAUUCUAAGUGGUUGGUAGGGCAUGAAUUUGAUAAUUCAGAUGAUGAUACUUCAAGCAGUGGCUAUGAUAACACUGUAAAGAAGUUGGGUGGAAUUGCUCUUCAGGAAGCAUCUAGGGAUUAUGGAAUGAAGAAGGCCCAAUCAAGGCAGAAACACAAUCCAGCUGUAACAGGUUGGUAUUCAUCCAUAGAUGACUGUAUGCUCAUAAAGGAUCCAAGAAAACUUUCUGCUAAAAAGAAGCAUGUUGCCCACUUCCCUCAGUCUUGGCCUUUAGGAGAUCAGAAGAGUAAAGGUUCCAGAACUAUUCCUGGUACAAAAAAGAAACAUCGUAAAGAAGCAAUUGCUGUGAAGCAUCGGGAGAGAAUGCUCCGUCGUGGUCUUGAUCUUGAGCAAAUAAACUUGAAACUGGAGGAAAUUGUUUUGGAUGGAGUUGAUAUAUAUUCAUUUCAACCUUUGCAUGCCCGUGAUUGUUCCCAGGUACGUCGAUUAGCUUCUAUUUAUCGCUUACAGAGUGGUUACCAUGGCUCUGGUAAAAAAAGAUUUGUAACGGUGACACGAACUCAACACACAUCCAUGCCAUCUUCUAGCGACAGGGUUCGUCUGGAAAAGCUUAUAGGAGCUGGCAUGGAGGAUGCUGAUUUUUCUGUGGUUGAAAACUCAAACAUCAAGUCAGUGAGUGGAGAUGGAAAAAGGUCAAAGAAAAAUGGAAGAAGAAAUACAUUCACAAGGUCAGUGGAACUUGGACAAUCUGCGGAAAGAAAAUCAUCAGCCAAGCAUCAUGGCAGAGCUAAUGAGAAUAGAGAAAAGGGAAAGGAGACAUAUGCCAAUCAACCAGUAUCCUUUGUGUCGAGUGGCGCAAUGCUAUCAGAAACUGUUGAGGUUACAACUGUUGAUUCAAUGGAGAUGGACUCUUCAAGUGGUCAAAAUAAUGUUGUUGCUGGCUCAGCAAGUUUUGGUGCCUUUGAGGUACAUACCAAGGGUUUUGGAUCCAAGAUGAUGGCGAAAAUGGGAUAUGUUGAAGGUGAAGGCUUAGGAAAAGAUGGUCAGGGUAUUGCAAAGCCCAUUGAUGUGGUCAAACGACCCAAAUCCCUUGGUUUAGGUGUUGAGUUCUCUAACACCGUUGAUGACCCUGCAACAAGUAACUUGGCAGCAAGUAGUAAACCAGUAAAGACUAAAUCUCAAAGGAUUGAAGCUUUCGAAAAGCACACUAAACGAUUUGGAUCUUUAAAGAAGGAAUCCAAAGGAUUUGGAUCUAAUGGGAAGGACACCAAGGGAUUUGGAUCUUAUGGGAAGGAAGCUAAAGGAUUUGGAUCUUUUGAAAAGCACACCAAAGGGUUUGGCUCAAAGAUGAUGGCAAAGAUGGGUUUUGUUGAAGGCAUGGGAUUGGGGAGAGAUUCACAAGGCAUUGUCAAUCCUCUAGUUGCAGUCCGGUUACCAAAAUCAAGAGGUAUAGGUGCCAAAGAUUAGAAAUAUUCAGUGUUUUGCAUUGUAAAAAUUUAAAUUUAAAAGCUUUGUCAUGACAUCAUGACACAAUUCAAUUGAAUAAACAUAUAGAUGAUUGAUUGUCAUCUUAUUCUCGUACAAUGUACACAUGUGAGUGUGACACCAGAAGACUAUGGGAAAUGGGUUUAAUUUAGUUCUA